AUGCUCUCAUUUUGUGUCUUAAACUUGGUAUUUUCGUUCGUGGCGGUUCUCGGGAACUUCCUUGUUAUUCAUGCUCUAUGGAAAGCAACAUUAAUACCACCCACCAUUAAGACGUUGUUUCUGAGUCUUGCCAUCUCUGAUCUUGCUGUAGGAAUCUUGUCGCAACCAAUGUUUAGUGUCAUUAUCGCCGUGAUGUUAAGAAGAUUAUCAAAUGGACAACACAACUUUGCUUUAUUCUGCCCGACUGUUCUAACCGUAUGUUAUUACUUUAUAUUUGGACUCUCAUUCGCGUCGUUUUUAAAUGUUAUCGUCAUAACCCUGGAUAGACUUCUCGCAGUUCGGCUCCAUCUGCGUUACCAAGACCUUGUAACGUUAAAAAGGCUUAUUAUAGUAUUGGUGGCUUUAUGGAUCACAAGUGCUAUCGUUGCCUCCAUAGUUAUUUUUUUUCCUAAAGUAACUCGCUUAACAGGUGCAGUUAUUGACUUUCUUGGAAUUAUUUUGACUACUGUGGUUUAUAUUUAUAUUUACAAAGUUGUCAGGUUUCAUCGAAACCAAAUCCGAUGCCAAUUUCAAGUACAAAAUCGUCAGGGACUGGAGAUAACCCGUCAAAACAAGUCUGCCUAUAACGCCUUGAUCGUUUAUAUUGUUUUCGUUGCGUGCUAUCUUCCAUUUUUCAUAGCUGUUAUAUUAUUAACAGCUGAAAACUUUAGAAGCUCAUUUUUGGUGUAUGAUCAUGUCUCGAUAUUUUUUGCUUUUCUCAAUUCGUCAUUAAACCCCCUUCUUUAUUGUUGGCGGUAUCGAGAAAUUCGCGUGAAUGUGAAA
Porites lobata is the source of this 822-nucleotide messenger RNA. The record is from the annotation of a GenBank genome assembly. Lineage: Eukaryota; Metazoa; Cnidaria; Anthozoa; Scleractinia; Poritidae.